UUUGCGUCUCGGGGAGAAAAAAAAAGCUACAGUCCACAAGGACCGGGAACACCAAAAGAUUAAUUUAUCACUAGAUAUGUUCUGUGUCUCCUCUUCUGAAAGGCUCACACUGACUGCUCAGCAAAUGUUCAGUUCUGCUCAGGCACCAAAAGAGGCACCCUUUCUUCCCAUCCCACCACCAAAAGACUAUGAGGUUGACAGUAAAUUAAUUGACAGUAACCAUAACUUGGUGGCUGCUUCCUGACUGGUGGCCUUUAACAUUUGUGAGGCCAAGCCACACAAAACCCUGGACCAAUCAUAGAAAAGACACGUCAUCAUCAUGGACACAGACUCUGUCCACUCUGGUCACUCUCAGCACUCUCGAGGAUCAAACAGACACAGCGAUCGCAGUAAAGACCGGCACAAACCACGCAGUCAUGAUGGCAGCAAUCGAUCCGACAAGAAUGUUACCAUCAGCAGCCUGUCUGCGCACACAGGAGCGACAGAGCAGACUCCGGCUAGCACAGAGCCUCAGGAUGAUAACUGGGCCGAGACCACCACAGCCGUGACCGGUACCUCAGACCACAGUCUCUCUCAGGAGGAGCUGGCCAGUUUUGGGAAGGAGACAGUGGGUAGUGUGCAUAAGCAGAGCUUUGUGCGUUUGUUGCCCCUGGCCCUGACACUGCUUCUUGGACUGGUGGUUCUUAUCACACCACUAGCCUUUGUGGUGCUGCCACAGCUGCUGUGGGCUGAGCGUGUGCAGUCAUGUGGAACAGCCUGUGAGGGCCUCUUCCUCUCUCUUGCCUUUAAACUACUGAUCCUAAUGCUGGCCGGCUGGGCCCUGUUCCUGCGUCCACCCCGGUCCACCCUGCCUCGCCUGGCUGUUUACAGAGCACUCCUCGCUGUGCUCACUCUACUGCUCCUGCUCUCCUACUGGCUCUUCUAUGGAGUGCGCAUCCUUGACACACAGGAUGAGAAUUAUCAUGGGAUAGUGCAGUUUGCUGUGUCGCUGGUGGAUACUCUGCUGUUUACACACUACCUGGCCGUGGUGCUGUUGGAGGUGCGGCAGCUGCAACCAUGCUUCUGUCUGUGUGUCACACGCUCGACUGAUGGAGAGACACGGCACUACAACCUGGGCCAGCUCAGUAUUCAGAGGGCAGCUCUGGUGGUCCUGGAGCACUACUAUAAGGAUUUCUCGGUACAUAAUGCCGCACUGCUAACUGCUGCUAAAACCCGGACAGCCAAGCAUCUGGCUGCUCUAAAGGUCUACAAUGUAGAUGGUCCUGGCAGUGAUGGUGCAGCGAGUCAGUCUCGUGCCAAAAUGGCUGCUGCAGCUCGAAACAAAGACACCAGCCACAGCGAGCUUUACUAUGAAGAAGCCGACUACGAGAGAAGAGUCCGGAAGCGCAGAGCAAGGCUGGUGGUGGCAGUAGAGGAGGCGUUUACACAUGUGCGGCGGUUGCAGGAGGAGGAAAAAAAGAAGCCACCAGGAGACGUGAUGGAGGCACGUGAGGCUGCACAGGCAAUUUUUCCCUCAAUGGCACGUGCGCUUCAGAAGUACCUGCGAACAACUCGUCAGCAGCAUUGCCAUAGCAUGGACAGCAUCCAGAGCCACCUUGCUUUCUGUAUUACCAACAACAUGAGUCCCAAGUCAUUUCUGGAGAGCUACCUGACUCCUGGUCCCACUCUGCAGUACAACAGUGAGUGCUGGCGUGCUCUGCAAUGGACUCUGGUCAGCGAGGCAUCAGUCACCAGCCUGCUGCGUCAUGGCACAGAGUUCCAGCUCAAAAACAGCCACUUCUGCCUGGUGGUCAACAGCAAGGCUAUCCCGCAGCUCAGAAUCAGCGAGGAAUACGUCCACCCAAAAUCACACAAGUUUGUGCUACAAGUUCAGUCAGAGACCUCCGUCUGACCCUCUGCUUUGUCUGUCACUUUUAUACACAAAAAAACUCAGAAACAGUGUUUCUUUUUUCACUUUUUUUAGAAAUCACGUUUCUCAUAUUGGACAUAUUUUGAUAUGCAGCAGUGUGUUUCUUUUUAAAAUGAAAAAAAAAAGUAUUUAUGUACAAGACAGAUACUUGUAUUUGCAAGUGUGAGAGUGUGUGUUUUGUGUGUAGGUAUGUGUGAUGUGCAGUGUUUAAGAACUAAAGGCUGCUGUUUAUUAAGGGAGGAAUCAAGCAGAAGUGUAAAACCAGAACUGUGAUCAUUAGGAAGUGCUGUCUUACAGUAUAUGUCUUGUAGCUUUCCAGCCAGUCAAACAAUAUAGACAGUUAGGAAGGAGGAGCGACAUUAGAAACAUUACCUACAGUUCAAAUGUAUUUGAAACGGUGAAUGAUUUUAAUACCACAUUUAUGUAGAAGACAAGAGACAAGUGUCAUCAUAGUGCACAAAAAACUCCUCAAGACUUUUGUCAUUUCUGUAAUUUAAUCAUUAUGCUGAAACUACAAACCAUGUAGGACACACAACCCCAGGAAUGCUGCCUAAACCGUUUUGAUAAACCAUUUGAUUUAAGAGGGCUUAAAACUUUUUCACCAAAAGGAUCAUUAAUAAAUCGAAUGCCGCACUACAACUACCUAAUAAACUUUUACAGCCCAUAAAACUCUUUUAUACAUGUAUUUAUAGGAUUAUGAAUUUGUUUUAUUCCCUGUGUCCUUUUUGUGUGAUGGUAUAUGAUGCGACAUGUGACAUGUUUGUGGGUUGACCAUUUGUGAAGAAUUAUGCAGCCAUCACCUUAUCCUGCCAAUUUCUCUAACAAUAGGAAAAAUGUUUUGUAAAAUUGACCUGUUUAUUUUAUAUUGUUUACAUUAAUAUUUUAUGUGUACAUAUGUCUGUGUAAAUUUAAUUUAUAUAUGUGCAAACAUCUUACUGUAACUUGCAUGUAUAUAUUCAUAUAAAGGUAUUGAUUUUUA
This is a messenger RNA of Tachysurus fulvidraco (yellow catfish), 2888 nucleotides long. RefSeq names its product VANGL planar cell polarity protein 1 (gene vangl1). The coding region runs from base 320 to 1891 and encodes 523 amino acids. The transcript has 9 exons. Lineage: Eukaryota; Metazoa; Chordata; Actinopteri; Siluriformes; Bagridae. The record is from RefSeq and is a predicted model, not a curated record. Gene Ontology annotation, cellular component: plasma membrane. Gene Ontology annotation, biological process: multicellular organism development.